This is a messenger RNA of Fusarium coffeatum, 936 nucleotides long. RefSeq lists its product as uncharacterized. The transcript is spliced from 3 exons. The record is from RefSeq and is a predicted model, not a curated record. Gene Ontology annotation, molecular function: glucosamine-6-phosphate deaminase activity; identical protein binding. Gene Ontology annotation, biological process: N-acetylneuraminate catabolic process; D-glucosamine catabolic process; carbohydrate metabolic process. The coding region runs from base 1 to 936 and encodes 311 amino acids. Lineage: Eukaryota; Fungi; Ascomycota; Sordariomycetes; Hypocreales; Nectriaceae. Gene Ontology annotation, cellular component: cytoplasm.
AUGCGUCUAGUCAUUCGAGACAGCCCACAAGAGGCAUCCUAUUACAUCGCAGAGUACAUCAUCAGUCGCAUUGUCGCCUCCAACGCCUCAGAAGAAAAGCCCUUCGUCCUCGGUCUUCCCACCGGAAGCAGUCCAAUCCAUAUAUACAAAGCCCUCAUCGCCGCAUACAAAGCCUCAAGAGUAUCCUUCCGCCAUGUAGUCACUUUCAACAUGGACGAAUACGUCGGUUUACCUCGCGAUCACCCGGAGAGCUAUUAUUCCUUCAUGCACCACAACCUCUUCAAACACAUCGACAUACAAGAAAAGAACAUCCACCUUCUCAAUGGUAACGCACCAGAUCUCUUCAAAGAGUGUCAAGAAUACGAAGAUAAGAUCAAGUCCUUUGGAGGUAUUGAGCUGUUUCUUGGUGGUGUAGGAACAGAUGGCCACAUCGCUUUCAAUGAACCAGGAUCUAGUCUGGCCAGUCGCACGAGGGUAAAAUCUCUUGCGUAUGAGACGAGGAUCGCGAAUGCGCGAUUCUUUGAUGACGAUAUUAAUGCUGUUCCGGAUAUGGCUUUGACAGUUGGUGUACAAACUGUCAUGGACGCUCGAGAAGUAGUCAUCAUCGCGACUGGUGCCUCCAAAGCUUUGGCUUUGCAACAGGCUGUUGAGGGUGGUGUAAGCCAUCUUUGCACAUUAUCUUGUCUCCAACUUCAUGCCAAGAGCAUGGUUGUGGUAGAUGAGGAUGCUACUCUUGAAAUGAAAGUCAAGACUGUUAAUUACUUCAAGGGCGUUGAAAAAACGAUCAAGGAAAAAGAAGUCUUGGGACAACUUCCUCCAUCGCCAGCUCUCUCCGCCGAUGAUAAUGACGAUGGUGACUUGAAGCCUGAUAACAUGGCCUCUCGUAUAUCACCCACUACACGAGUCCGAUCCGUCACUUUUCCCAUCGGCAUGUAA